UUGAGCGUAAGAACCUAAUUUGUUAAUAGGACGUACGACAGCGCCUUUGACCCGAGUCAGUUGAAUAAACUUACUUUUUAGAGCGCACUCUUCUUCUUGCCAGGUAGUGUGCAGGACGGACAAGCAUCCCAGAACUGGAAAUACGAAGCACGGAAGAUGUCAGCUCAAAUUUUAAGUGGGAAAGAGGUCUCGGCGCAGGUGAGGGAGCGCCUCAAGAAGGAUGUGGAGCAGAUGAAACUCCAGGACCCCAACUUCAGACCUGGUUUAGUGGUUUUACAGGUUGGAGACCGUGAUGACUCAAACCUUUACAUCAGCAUGAAGCUAAAGGCAGCAGCUGAGAUUGGAAUAAAUGCAACACAUAUGAGGCUUCCAAAGACGGCAACAGAGGAAGAGAUUCUCCACAGUAUCACAGAGGUAAAUGAGAACUCCUCAGUCCAUGGCCUCAUCGUCCAGCUGCCACUGGACUCCAUCCACAAGAUCGACACGGAGAAGGUCACCAAUGCUGUGGCACCGGAGAAGGACGUAGAUGGACUGACCAGCAUAAAUGCAGGAAAGCUGUCUCGUGGGGACCUGGGAGACUGUUUCAUUCCCUGCACACCAAAUGGCUGCAUGGAGCUUAUCAAACAGACUGGGGUGUCCGUGGCGGGGAAGAGAGCCGUAGUCCUAGGUCGCAGUAAAAUUGUUGGCGCUCCGAUGCAUGACCUGCUGCUGUGGAACCACGCCACCGUCACUACAUGUCACUCGAAGACUGCAGAUCUUGCUGGAGAGGUGAGCAAGGCAGACAUCCUGGUUGUAGGCAUUGGUAAAGCAGAGAUGGUGAAAGGAGAGUGGAUCAAGAAGGGAGCAGUGGUUAUCGACUGUGGCAUCAACCAUAUCCCAGAUGAGACUAAGGCCAGUGGGAAGCGGGUGGUCGGUGAUGUCCACUACGCUUCAGCUACGGAACAGGCUGGCUACAUCACUCCAGUGCCUGGUGGCGUGGGACCCAUGACUGUGGCAAUGCUGAUGGCGAACACAGUGCUGAGCGCAAAGCGGUUCCUGGAGACUCAUCAACCAGGAAAAUGGAACAUUUCAUACACUAAACUGAACCUCCAGAAGCCUGUGCCAAGUGACAUCGUAAUUUCUCGCUCCUGUGUACCCAAACCCGUUGACCGACUUGCGAAAGAGGUGGGCCUUCUUUCGGAUGAGGUGGAACUCUACGGCAAAACUAAAGCCAAGGUCCAGCUGAAUAUCGUCAAACGUCUGCAGGCCCAGCCAGACGGCAAAUAUGUGGUGGUCACUGGUAUUACACCCACUCCACUCGGGGAGGGAAAAAGCACCACCACCAUCGGUCUGGUUCAGGCCCUGGGAGCCCACAUGAAGCUCAACGUCUUCGCUUGUGUCCGUCAGCCUUCCCAGGGGCCCACCUUCGGCAUCAAAGGUGGUGCUGCAGGAGGUGGAUACUCUCAAGUCAUUCCAAUGGAGGAGUUUAACCUCCAUCUCACUGGUGACAUUCACGCCAUCACUGCUGCCAACAAUUUAGUAGCCGCUGCCAUCGAUGCUCGCAUGUUCCAUGAGUCUACACAAUCUGACAAGGCUCUGUACAACCGCUUGGUUCCCCUCAGUGGAGGACAGAGGAAGUUUUCCCCAAUCCAGCUUAACAGACUCAAAAAACUGGGCAUAGAGAAGACGGAUCCCUCCGCUCUGACUGAAGAAGAAAUCACCCGAUUCGCUCGCCUGGACAUGGACCCGAGCUCUGUCACCUGGCAGAGAGUGUUGGACACCAAUGAUCGAUUCCUAAGGAAGAUCACCAUUGGACAAUCUCCAACUGAAAAAGGAUACACGAGAGAGGCUCAGUUUGACAUCACAGUCGCCAGUGAAAUCAUGGCAGUACUUGCUCUCACCAGCAGCUUGGAGGACAUGCGCCAGCGUCUGGCCAAGAUGGUUGUGGCCACAAGCCGAAAUGGAGAACCCAUUACCACAGAGGACCUGGGUGUGAGUGGGGCUCUCACUGUGCUGAUGAAAGAUGCCAUCAAACCAAAUCUAAUGCAGACUUUGGAGGGAACACCUGUGUUUGUCCACGCUGGCCCUUUUGCCAACAUCGCCCACGGAAACUCCUCCAUCCUGGCUGAUAAAAUUGCUUUAAAGCUUGUGGGACCUGAGGGUUUUGUAGUGACGGAGGCUGGUUUCGGUGCUGACAUUGGCAUGGAGAAGUUUUUCAACAUAAAGUGCCGGUACUCAGGACUGAGGCCCCACGUGGUGGUGCUGGUGGCCACUGUCCGAGCCCUGAAGAUGCAUGGUGGAGGACCCACGGUCACAGCUGGGAUGCCACUGCCUAAGGAAUAUGUGGAGGAGAACCUGGAGCUGCUGGAGAACGGCUGCAGCAACAUGAGGAAGCAGAUCGAGAACGCAAAGCACUUCGGUGUACCUGUGGUGGUCGCCGUCAACGGUUUCAAGACAGAUACCGAGGCUGAGCUGGACUUGGUCUGCAGGAUGGCCAAAGCUGCUGGAGCUUUUGACGCUGUGCGCUGCUCCCACUGGGCUGAGGGCGGAGCCGGGGCUGUGGCCCUGGGUCAGGCUGUCCAAAGGGCCUCUGAGGCCCCCAGCAACUUCAAGUUCCUCUAUGAUCUGGAGCUCCCUAUUGCAGAUAAGAUUCGCAUAAUCGCCCAGAAGAUCUACGGUGCUGAUGAUAUUGAGCUUCUCCCAGAGGCCCAACACAAGGUGGAGCUCUACACCAAACAGGGUUUUGGCGGUCUUCCAAUCUGCAUGGCAAAGACACACCUGUCGCUCUCUCAUGAGGCUGAUAAGAAGGGUGUGCCCACGGGCUUCAUUCUGCCAAUCAGAGACAUCCGAGCCAGUGUGGGGGCUGGCUUUCUGUUCCCACUGGUUGGCACUAUGCCAACAAUUCCUGGCCUUCCCACCAGGCCUUGUUUCUAUGAUAUUGACCUGGACCCUGAAACCGAACAGGUCAACGGACUCUUCUGAAGCACUGUACGAUGGAAAGGGAGGUUGUUCAAACAUACACGACAAUCUCAUGAUGAGUUCUUUCUUCCUGUUUUAUGUUUUGUUUUCAUACAAUCCCCCUCUUAUCAGUUGAAAUGGGGCAGACUAAUAACUGGAAACUCUGUUCUUGACCGAUGAUGCCAUUUCUUUUUUUUUUUUUUUUUUUUUUUGCUUUUAACUGAGCCACUGACAUCUGUAAAUAACAGAUUUGUUUAGUAAGAAACAUACUGAACAUACUGAAUCACUGAAUGCAGUGUCCCCGUCUGUGAUAGACUUUAUGCGAAGGGGAACUAUCCUAUUCAUAUUUUUUCAGUCUCGUCAUGACUCAUUAGACUGCCAGGAGCAUUUCCCAUUCACUGUUGUGGACAAACGGUUGGAUUACUAAGGCUGUGAUUAAUGUGUUAAUUAAAAACAAGUCCAAAUGUCAACAUAAUGAUGGCAUUGAAAAUAUUUUAUACCAUUGUUAAAAUCUUGUCAAAUUGCCUGUCACUGGUCCUGUUCUGUCCUGUACUCAAACAUUUCACAUUAAAGUGACACUACUAAAUUCAUAGUAGUAUAAAACACUA
Molecule: messenger RNA, 3545 nt
Organism: Sphaeramia orbicularis (orbiculate cardinalfish)
Lineage: Eukaryota; Metazoa; Chordata; Actinopteri; Kurtiformes; Apogonidae
Gene: mthfd1b
Product: methylenetetrahydrofolate dehydrogenase (NADP+ dependent) 1b
Exons: 27
Coding region: 157-2961 (934 amino acids)
Biological process (GO): tetrahydrofolate interconversion
Cellular component (GO): cytosol
Molecular function (GO): ATP binding; formate-tetrahydrofolate ligase activity; methenyltetrahydrofolate cyclohydrolase activity
Source: RefSeq, a predicted model, not a curated record